CGGUACAGUCGCUUUCUGUAGGUCGUUCCGGCAGAACGGAUCGGUAAGCGCGAACGGUAAUUGUCAAAUUCGGAAUCACGGUCGCUGCCCCGGGCGACUAAUCGAGUCCAAAAAUAUUUCCGUCCUCCCGCGAUCGGCGUUCGGCUCCUACUGUGAUAACAAAUUAUUUAAUUUUUUAAGACACUUUUAAAUUUAUUUUUAAUUUUGUGAAUUUCCUUUUCUGAUUUUAAUUUUUUUUUCUCUAUACAUUUUUUUGAAACUAAGUUUGCAAAUCAUAAUUUCAAAAGUGGCCUCCUGCCUAUCUUCAUGAAAUCCUGCAAGAGGCCCAAGAUCAAGUUGAAGUCGACUCUGUACCUGAGUGUGCUGUGUGUAAGUGUCGCGAUGCCCAGACUGUGAAGUAGGUGCCCCAACUUCAAGCUGGAUCCCGCAAACUUCGGUCUGUUCUCUCUGAGGUCUCCCGCCAUGGAUCUCUCCACGGCCUACCGCUACAAUCAGAACAUGAUGGAAUACUACACAUGUCAUGGCGGAGUCAAUCAACUGGGUGGCGUGUUCGUGAACGGCAGGCCCCUACCUGAUGUCGUCAGGCAGAGGAUAGUCGAACUGGCCCAUAACGGAGUCAGACCUUGUGAUAUAUCGAGACAACUGAGGGUCUCCCAUGGCUGUGUUUCAAAAAUUUUAUCGAGAUAUUACGAGACUGGGAGCUUCAAGGCGGGAGUGAUAGGAGGCAGCAAGCCCAAGGUAGCGACCGCUCCCGUGGUGGACGCCAUCGCUAACUACAAGCGAGAGAACCCCACCAUGUUCGCCUGGGAGAUCCGGGAUAGACUGCUAGCCGAGGGCAUCUGCAGCCAAGACAACGUCCCUUCCGUGUCCUCUAUCAACAGAAUCGUGAGGAACAAGGCUGCCGAGAAGGCUAAGCACGUGCAUCAGCAGCAGACGGCGGGAGCAGGCGCUGGAGUCAGCAGUAGCAGUAGUCCUCAGCAGCCCCCCAGCAGCGUCAGCGUCAUCACGCACGCCCCCAGCUCCCAGCAUGACCGUUACUCCAUCAACGGAAUCCUGGGUAUCCCGCACCCACAUCCUCACCAUCAGGACCCCAAUGGCAAUAGCAUCAAGAGGAAGCGGGACUUGGACCUCCAUCACCACUCUGACGAGAACAGAGAUCUGAAUGGCCACCCCGAGGAUGAUAUCAAGCGGCAGAGAACUCAGUACAACGGUGACCAACUCUACUCCAACCUAUGGACGGGGAAGUGGAGUAUCAAGGACGAGCACAAGCUACUGUCGGAGCUAGGGGGUGGCGCGGCCGGUACCAAUGGUGGUUCUCCAUACUACGACAACUCAACCGGCACCUUCAGCUCGCCCACCACCUCUGCUGACCUCUACGACAGCAUUAGCACCAUGUCUCAGGCCCAGGCCAACUCCCAUCUGUACAAUCCCCCCAUCGGCACGACGAUAGUGGGUGGAGUUCCCCCCCUAGCCCCCAUCAGCAUGCAGGAGAUCCACAAACUAGGUCCAGGGGCAGUUCUAGACCCUUCAUCUUUAUCACCUGUCCAAUACCACACAGAGAGUGGAGGCUAUCACCCUGGCAGCGAAGGUACAGGCUCUGCAUCCCCUGGACUGCCUCUGUCACUACAGGCAGACCCUGCUCCCGCCCCAUCGCCGCCGCCAGAUCCUUCGUCCCUUACGGUACUGCAGCCCCCGCCUGGCUCCUUCCAGCCCACCCCCGCCUUCACUCACCACUACACAGGGAGUGGAAGUGGGGUGUCAGACUACACAUACAGUUCACCGUACACGCAAUACACGACCAGUCCGUACGGCAGCUACAGCUACUCCACCGGUGCUGGCGGGUUGCUCAAUCCCUGUUAUUACUACGGCGGAAAUGGUGGCUCUGGAGUGGAGGUGUCCCAAAUGUUCCCACGGGAUGUCUGUGUGUCUGACAGUGUGUCUGUAGAGGCCCGGUCUCCCUUGGCCGCCACCCGUGCCAACAGUGGAGCCAGUGCCGCCUCUCCCAUCGGUACCGCCGCCUCCUGUAUAAACAUGAAGGUCGAGCCCUCUCCACUCGUCGCAUACCCAUAACCUCUUUCGUGUACUCAGAAACUGAGAUUCCAGUUAAUGAGAGAAUUGGAUUCAGACAAACAGAAUGACUUAUAAUAGUUUUCUAUCAUUCAUUGGCCAAACUUCCAAGGUCAAUAUGAAGCAUAUAGAGAUAAUCUCAAAUAUGUUUAAAAAUGAAUUAAUGUUAAUUUGUGAUAUAAAAUCUUAUCAAAGUUAAAUUUGAUUUUUAAAGACUUCUAAAAAUUUUAAAUUGUAAAGAAUAACAUGAUCUGAUCAGCGAACUGAGGUUAUGUACACAAGACUUGAUGAACAUUAUGGACACUGUCUGGAAGUGCUAUUAUGUGUUCAGGACAAUGGUGGUGAUGUUAGUGCUUGUGCAUAUCACCGUAACGUAACAUAAUGAAUCAAAUCAUCAUAUCCUUGACUACCACCGAACUCUCAAGACUAGAACACGGAUCAUCGAACUACCCAUUACAUUCUCGUCUUGCAAUAUCGUUUGCGAUCUCAAAAUUUAUUUUAUUUCUUAAGUGGUACAGCACAGAACAAACCAAAGAUGUCAAGUGUAAGAUAUAAGUAAGAUAUGUUCUAAAGUCAUCGUAAUAUUCUUUAAAUCUCGGGAAAUGUUGAGUUGGGUUUCAUCGAAACUGUUUUCAAGAGUUUGAGUACAUUAUUUUACUUUAUCAAGAUGUAACAGAUGAUUACUGAUUAUAUAAUUUAUGCUAAUUAUAAUAAGUAUAAUCAGAUAUAUAAUUACAUUAGUAGUUGUGUAGUUUCCAUACUUAAAAACUUCACAGUUCUUUUAUAUAAAUGCUACAUCAGCUGAAAAACUUAUUAUAUAUAUAUGUGUUAUUAAAUAAAAAAUAGUUACAAUUUUUAUGUCAAUUAAUCUGUUGAUAACAUAUUUGUAUACACAAUUCAACAUUUCCCAAAAGACGUAAAUAAAUAAUAUAUGUAUAUUAAAAUAAAUAUGGAAAUGAAACCAGUAUAUCGAAAAGAAAAUGUUUUAUUUAGUUAUAUUGUAUAAAAUAUAUUGAUGGAAUUUAAAUCACCAGCUAAAUAAAUGUAUAAAUUUAAUUUAUGUAUUUUAAAAUAUUUAAUUUAUUUAUUAUUAGAGCCACCAAAGAACGUUGUAGCCCAAGUUCACUACAGUGAUAUGUGAAUUAAACUUAACAAAAACUUAAGGAAAUCUGCUCAUGUAAUAUUAAUUUUGGAAAUCUAGAACACAAGUGCACUGGCUCACAACUUUGUUUUUGAAACGAAUCUGUACAGUUCAACUUCGCUAGCCGCACUUCGCACAUGCACCUAAGCACUUUAUAAACCAUUAGAAUUAUUUAGAUUUCAAUUAAUUUUUUAAUUCUCUUCUUAGUAUAAUUUGUUGUAAAUUUUAUUUCCCGCGUUUUAGCUGGAGGUUUUGCACAAAAUUUGUACAUUGUUAUUUAUAUAUAAAGCUUUUUAAAUAAUUAAUAAAACCAACUUUUAGUAAUUUAUUAUCGAUUUGAGUUCAUUUUCCAUAGGAGAUAAUAAAGUAGUAACAUUUAAUACAAGUAAAAUUACAUACAAUUCAGUUAAUUUAAAAGUAAUCACUAUUUUAGUUAAAAUAAAAAGACUGUAUUAUAAGAAAACUAAGAUGGUGUAUUUAGAUUUGAUGUAAAGUAUUUAUCUUUAUGAAUCAGUAAUUUAAUUGAGUGAAUGUUAUUGAUAUGUAAUCAAGCUAUGAACAAAUUGGCAAUAGUAUGAUUUAAGUGAACAUUUAAAAAUUGAAUCAUUUUCCUGUUAUGAAAAUGUAUUUUAAAAAUAUUGUUACUAUUAAAUAAUCUUAAAAAUACUUAUUUACUAAAAGUUGGUGAAAAGGUUGUGAGAGCUAUUAAUAGAAAUUAAUCUCAAAUUGAAAGUGAUUUUUCUAAUACAAAAGUUACAAACUUGUAAUUCCAGUCCACAAAAGUUCAUUGAAAAGGUCAUAAGUGCAAUUUUGUGAUGUCCAAGAUACUCUUGUCUUUUGGGUCCUAGUCAUAAUAGUAUGUACUGACUUUCCAAACCUUUCUUUGUUUUGCAAGUACGUGUUUCUGUGAACAAAUUCGAUAUAAUACACUAAGUUAUUUUAUAUGAUCUUCCCCAUUUACUACUUUACCAAAGAUAGAAGAAGAGAAUUAUGUUGUUGGUAAUAUUAAUUUACUUGUACUGCAUUUUAGGCAUUUUUAAGUUUAACAAUAAAAUUGUAACAUUGAAGUGAAUUCCUACAACUAUUUGAAUGUAAUACAGAUUUAUUUGUAGAAUAUAAAUUGAUAAGUUGUUUCUUUA
Homalodisca vitripennis (glassy-winged sharpshooter) is the source of this 4347-nucleotide messenger RNA. It is a transcript of the gene sv, whose product is annotated as paired box protein Pax-5. NCBI's taxonomy places the organism in Eukaryota, Metazoa, Arthropoda, Insecta, Hemiptera, Cicadellidae. The record is from RefSeq and is a predicted model, not a curated record. Gene Ontology annotation, molecular function: DNA-binding transcription factor activity, RNA polymerase II-specific; RNA polymerase II cis-regulatory region sequence-specific DNA binding. The coding region runs from base 463 to 2070 and encodes 535 amino acids. Gene Ontology annotation, biological process: anatomical structure development; regulation of transcription by RNA polymerase II. The transcript is spliced from 10 exons.